Messenger RNA from Gopherus evgoodei (Goodes thornscrub tortoise), 10465 nucleotides. RefSeq names its product neuron navigator 3 (gene NAV3). NCBI's taxonomy places the organism in Eukaryota, Metazoa, Chordata, Testudines, Testudinidae. The record is from RefSeq and is a predicted model, not a curated record. The coding region runs from base 890 to 7969 and encodes 2359 amino acids. Gene Ontology annotation, biological process: neurogenesis; nervous system development. The transcript is spliced from 44 exons. Gene Ontology annotation, molecular function: ATP binding; protein binding; ATP hydrolysis activity.
CUUCCAGGCUCUGGCAGCCAGGCGAAGAUCUGAUCACCCUGCUGAGUCCUCUGGGGGAGGGAGAGAGGAAGGGAAGAGGGAAGGAGAGAGAGAGAGAGAGAGACAGCGAGACAUACACAGAGGAAGAGGCAUACAGCUCCUGCUCGGGGCUCAUCUGCUCACUGGAUCAGUUUCCUCCUUGGUGGUGGAGAGGAUGAGGGUGGCUUCCCCCCCCCUCCUCAAGAUGAUUUCCAUAGUAACCUGAUCAAGUGGUGCAAUUUAGCAAACUGAGGAUUUUCACUAGCCCCCCAGAAUGACAUCUGACAGCAUCAAAAUAUAGUUGACUGUGGAAGCUCCAGAGUAACACCUUCAAGGUGCAACAGCGCACAGCUUUGAAACUGACAAGUUGAAGCUUUGAUUUGUAUUCUUCUGACAGCCUGGGUCCUUCAGAUGCUUCUUUUAAAGUGAUAGAGGUGGAUGACAUAAUAGGAACUGUAUGGAGUGGUGACAGUCCAAGAUUCCCCUCUGCAUUCUGCCCUCCGCACUGACCUGGAAGGGGACAUCCACAAGAAAGACAAGCAGGUUCACAGAGGGGAUGUAACCUUAUUUAAAAUGGAAACCUGUGACGGAAGAUAGCAGUUGGAACUAAAGUAUUUGGUGAAUGUUUCUUUUUUAAUGGGUGAACUUUUAAAAACGAUAUGCUGGUUUGGAAGGUACGAGGAGUAAAUUGCAAAGUUUAUUUUCUCUACUCGAUCGAUGGAUUUUUUAAUCAUUCCUUGGAGUCAAUGAAGUUCAGCGAAGGCCUGUGAUGGAAAAAGCAGCAGGUCUGUGUGUUUGUAGUUCCCACAUUUUGGAUUAGUUUGCUGUCUUGCUGAACCGAUUCCGUUUUGACGGGCAGGGCGUGAAUGUGAUGGAUUUAUCUUCAGAAAUGAACAGACAUGGAAGGAAUCCAAUAAGUCACAAGCUAGAAGAUCAGAAGAAGAUUUACACUGAUUGGGCUAACCACUACCUAGCAAAAUCUGGCCACAAGCGGCUGAUCAAGGAUUUGCAACAGGAUAUUGCAGAUGGAGUUCUGCUAGCAGAAAUCAUCCAGAUCAUUGCCAAUGAAAAGGUUGAAGAUAUCAAUGGCUGUCCCAGGAGCCAAUCUCAAAUGAUUGAGAAUGUUGAUGUCUGCCUUAACUUUCUGGCAGCCAGAGGAGUAAAUGUUCAAGGUCUUUCUGCUGAAGAAAUAAGGAAUGGAAAUUUGAAAGCCAUUUUAGGACUGUUUUUCAGUUUGUCUCGGUACAAACAGCAGCAGCACCAUCAGCAACAAUACUACCAGUCUUUGGUAGAGUUACAACAGCACGUCUCUCAUUCUUCCCCUCCCGCUGAAAUCAGCCAAUCCAAAACACAGCAAGAUAUGCAGUCCAGUCUGAGAGCCAGAUAUGCAACUCAGUCUAAUCACAGUGGAAUUGCAACCAGUCAAAAAAAGACUUCUAGGCUUCCAGGGCCCUCAAGGGUGCCAGCUGCAGGCAGCAGUACCAAGGUCCAGGGAGCUUCUAAUUUAAAUCGGAGAAGUCAGAGCUUUAACAGCAUUGACAAAAACAAGCCUCCACAAUAUGCAAAUAGCAAUGAAAAAGAUUCACCAAAAGGCCCUCACCCAUCGGCAGGCAUGAAUGGAAAUGUGCAGCACCCCAUCAACACUGGGCAGCAGCCGGUCUCUGCCAUACCCUCUCCAAGUGCCAGCAAGCCUUGGCGCAGCAAAUCCAUGAAUGUCAAACACAGUGCCACCUCUACCAUGCUGUCCGUGAAGCAGCCUAGUCCCGCCACCUCCCCUACUCCAUCUUCAGAUAGGCUCAAACCACCCCUUUCUGAAGGAGUGAAACCCCCUUCAUCUGGACAGAAAUCCAUGCUGGAAAAGUUCAAGCUGGUUAAUGCUAGGACUGCUUUAAGACCCCCCUUGUCAUCAAGUUCAGGACCCAAUGACAGUGGAAGAGAGGAUGACACCUUUUCGGAGUGUGGUGAAAUGGACGGCUUUAGCAGUGGACUAAAUAGUGGUGGCUCCACCAGUAGCAGUCCUAAAGUGUCACCUAAGCUAACCCCGCCAAAAGCUGGAAGCAAAAAUCUCAGCAAUAAAAAGUCUUUGCUACAGCCAAAGGACAAAGAGGAAAAGAACAGGGACAAAAAUAAAGUUUGCACUGAGAAAACAGUAAAGGAAGAGAAGGACCAGGUCCCUGAAACAUCUACAAAGAAGAGCUCAAAAAUUGCAAGCUUGAUCCCAAAGGGGAGCAAGACUACAGCAGCCAAGAAGGAAAGUUUAAUACCCUCCUCUAGUGGGAUACCAAAACCUGGAUCAAAGGUACCAACAGCAAAGCAGAGUGCUUCACCUGUGUGUGCAGGAAGUAAAGAGUCUGAAAAAUUCAGGACUACAAAGGGCAACCAGUCUCAAUCGACAACGAAAUCACAAGCUAAUGAGAAAGCCUCCACUUCCUGUAAUCUUGCUUUUUCUGAAGGAAAAGAAUCUAGCCCAGCUCUGACCCCUGGUUCUUCUGCAGCUCUUUCUGUUUCAAUGGCUGCAAGCAGUGGACAAGUCACAGGAAAUGGCAUCGUCCAACUUCCUCAACAACAGCAAUAUAGUCACCCAAACACUGCCACAGUAGCUCCUUUCAUUUAUAGAACACACUCAGAAAAUGACAGUACCUCUUUACCACCUGCUGACUCCUGCACCAGUCCUACUAAAAUGGAUUUAUCAUACAGUAAGACUGCCAAACAGUGCCUAGAGGAGAUAUCUGGGGAAGACCCAGAAACAAGAAGAAUGAGAACAGUAAAGAAUAUAGCAGAUCUGCGACAGAAUUUGGAAGAAACUAUGUCCAGCCUUAGAGGGACCCAGAUAAGCCACAGCACAUUGGAGACAACGUUUGACAGCACUGUGACAACUGAAGUGAAUGGGAGAAGUAUACCAGGCUUGACAAGCCGAUCCACGCCAGUGACUUGGAGGCUUGGCCAGGCUAGUCCUCGCCUCCAGGCAGGAGAUGCCCCAUCCUUAGGUAGUGGUUACCCUCGCAGUAGUGCUGGUCGCUUCAUACAUACUGACCCCUCGCGAUUCAUGUAUACCACACCUCUUCGCCGAGCAGCUGUUUCUCGCCUCGGGAAUAUGUCACAGAUUGACAUGAAUGAAAAAGGAAGCAGUGAUCUGGACAUGUCCUCGGAAGUUGAUGUUGGCGGUUACAUGAGUGAUGGGGACAUUCUUGGCAAAAGCCUCAGAACAGAUGACAUCAGUAGUGGGUACAUGACAGAUGGAGGGCUCAACCUGUAUACAAGAAGUCUGAACCGAAUUCCAGACCUAGCUGCCUCCCGAGACGUAAUCCAGAGAGGGGUGCAUGAUGUGACUGUGGAUGCUGACAGGUGGGGAACAGCAAAAGUUCAAAUUCAACAGAGAACAAGCCCCUUUUGGAAUCAACAAAAAGAGACAAGCUGGGAUGACAGCAGCUCAGUUAGUAGUGGCCUCAGUGACACUCUUGAUAACCUCAGCACAGAUGACCUGAACACCACCUCAUCUGUCAGCUCUUAUUCCAAUAUUACUGCUUCUUCAAGAAAAAACACUCACACUCAGGAAGAAAGGAAUGGGCAGAAGGAGACUGUUCUCCUGUCUCCUCCAUGGGAAGAGGUGAGCCAAGGGUGCGAGCUGAAGACUGAUUCAGAGAAACGGUUCGUAACAGACAGUGAAAACUGGGGCAGCACUGAAGAACUGAAGAAGCCAGAGGAGGACUUUGACAGCAAUGUAGAUGGCAGUGGGAAAUGGAAGGGCCUUCCCUCGGGGCUGUCUGAAGACUCAGAGAAGGGAGGUCAGAAAGCAUCUCUGUCUGUUUCACAGACUGGAUCCUGGAGGAGAGGCAUGACUGCACAAGUUGGAACGACCUCAUCCAGACACAAAGCUGGGACAAGUGCUCUCAAGACACCUGGAAAAACAGAUGAUGUGAAGGCUUCUGAAAAAGUGAAAACUCCCCUCAAAGGCACCUCUAUACAGCGCUCUCCAUCAGACGCAGGAAAAAGCAGUGGCGAUGAAGGAAAAAAGCCUCCCUCUGGCAUUGGACGAUCAACUGCUACUGGCUCCUUUGGAUUCAAGAAGGCUGGGGUGGGAUCUUCUACUAUAAUCACCACAAGUGGGGCAACCAUAACAAGUGGGUCGGCGACACUGGGGAAGAUGCCCAAAUCCACAGCCAUUGGCGGCAAGUCAAAUGCAGGGAGGAAAACUAGCUUAGAUGGGUCACAGAAUCAGGACGACGGUGUAUUACAUGUUAACUCGAAGACCACGCUGCAGUACCGGAGUUUGCCGCGCCCUUCAAAAUCAAGCACUAGCGGUAUUCCUGGAAGAGGUGGACACAGGUCCAGCACCAGCAGCAUCGACUCUAAUCUCAGCAGCAAGUCUGCAGGUGCUGCCACCACCAAACUGAGAGAGCCCACAAAGAUUGGCUCAGGGCGCUCCAGUCCCAUCACCAUCAAUCAGACAGACAAGGAAAAAGAGAAAGUGGCAGUGUCUGAUUCCGAGAGCGUUUCAUUCUCCAGUUCCCCCAAAUCCAGCCCAACGUCUGCCAGUGCCUGUGGGACACCAGGACUUAGGCAGCCAGGAUCCAAAUACCCAGACAUUGCCUCGCCCACAUUCCGAAGGUUGUUUGGUGCCAAGGCUGGUGGCAAAGCUGCCUCUGCACCCAAUACUGAAAGUGUGAAACCCACAUCAGCAAUGCCCAGCCCUAGUACCACAUUAGCACGGCAAGGCAGCCUAGAAUCUCCAUCUUCGGGCACAGGCAGCAUGGGCAGUGCAGGUGGGCAAAGUGGUAGCAGCAGCCCCCUCUUCAGUAAACCCUCGGAAUUAAACACAGAUGUUGUAAGCUUAAGUCACUCCUUGGCUUCCAGUCCAGCAUCUGUUCACUCUUUCACGUCAGGUGGUCUCGUGUGGGCUGCAAACCUGAGCAGCUCCUCAGCUGGCAGUAAGGACACACCAAGUUACCAGUCAAUGACUAGCCUGCACACGAGCUCUGAAUCUAUUGACCUCCCUCUCAGCCAUCAUAGCUCUCUCUCUGGAUUGACAACAGGCACUCAAGAGGUUCAGAGCCUGCUCAUGAGGACUGGAAGCGUCAGAUCUACACUGUCGGAAAGCAUGCAGCUUGACAGAAAUACACUACCCAAAAAGGGACUAAGAUAUACCCCGUCAUCUCGGCAGACCAGCCAGGAGGAGAGCAAAGAGUGGCUGCGCUCCCAUUCCACUGGAGGCCUACAGGACACUGGCAGUCAGUCCCCUAUUGUUUCGCCUUCAGCUAUGUCUUCCUCUGCAACUGGGAAAUAUCACUUUUCCAACUUGGUGAGUCCAACCAACCUGUCCCAGUUUAACCUUCCUGGACCCAGUAUGAUGCGUUCAAACAGCAUCCCUGCACAAGAUUCUUCUUUUGACCUGUAUGAUGACUCCCAGCUGUGUGGCAGUGCCACAUCCUUAGAAGAAAGACCACGAGCAAUCAGUCAUUCAGGCUCAUUCAGAGACAGCAUGGAAGAAGUACAUGGGUCCUCAUUAUCACUGGUCUCCAGCACCUCCUCUCUCUAUUCUACAGCAGAAGAAAAGGCACAUUCGGAGCAAAUACAUAAACUCCGAAGGGAACUGGUUGCAUCACAGGAAAAAGUUGCCACCCUCACAUCCCAGCUUUCAGCAAAUGCUCAUCUAGUAGCAGCUUUUGAAAAGAGCUUAGGAAAUAUGACUGGCCGACUGCAGAGCCUGACAAUGACAGCUGAACAAAAGGAAUCUGAGCUUAUAGAACUAAGAGAAACCAUUGAAAUGCUGAAAGCCCAGAAUUCUGCUGCGCAGGCUGCUAUUCAGGGAGCUUUGAAUGGCCCUGAUCAUGCCCACAAAGAUUUGCUUAUAAGACGACAACAUUCCUCAGAAAGUGUUUCCAGCAUCAACAGUGCCACAAGCCAUUCAAGCAUUGGCAGCGGUAAUGAUGCUGACUCCAAGAAAAAGAAAAAGAAAAACUGGGUGAACUCUAGAGGAAGUGAGCUAAGAAGCUCAUUCAAACAGGCCUUUGGAAAGAAAAAGUCCACCAAGCCUCCUUCCUCACAUUCUGACAUAGAGGAACUCACCGAUUCAUCUCUUCCAUCAUCACCCAAAUUGCCCCACAACUCAGGGGACUGUGGGACAUUGUCAAUGAAACCAUCACAGUCAGCAUCUGCGAUAUGUGAGUGCACAGAGGCAGAGGCUGAAAUUAUUCUACAGCUAAAGAGUGAGCUGAGGGAAAAAGAGCUAAAGUUAACAGACAUUCGUCUCGAGGCCCUCAGCUCAGCACACCAUCUUGAUCAGAUUCGUGAAGCCAUGAACCGCAUGCAGAAUGAAAUUGAGAUUCUGAAAGCUGAAAAUGAUCGCUUAAAGGCAGAGACUGGAAAUACUGGGAAGCCGGCUCGACCAUCUUCUGAGUCUUCAAGCAGCACAUCCUCCUCUUCAUCACGGCAAUCAUUAGGGCUUUCUCUGAACAACUUGAAUAUCACAGACUCUGUUACAUCAGAUAUUUUACUGGAUGAUGUCACAGAUGGAGCCCUCCCCAAAGAAGGCCACAGUGUUAAAAUUAUAGUCACCAUAAGUAAGGGCUGUGGUCGAUCCAAGGAUCAAAAGACACAGGCAUAUUUGAUAGGAUCCAUUGGGGUUAGUGGGAAAACCAAAUGGGACGUUUUAGAUGGAGUAAUUAGACGUCUCUUUAAGGAAUAUAUCUUCCGAGUGGAUCCAGCUACUAGCCUGGGUUUAAGCUCCGAUUGUAUUGCUAGCUACUGUAUAGGGGAUUUAAUCAGAGCCCAUAGCCUGGAAGUGCCUGAACUGCUGCCUUGUGGAUAUCUGGUUGGAGAUAAUAACAUCAUCACUGUGAACCUGAAAGGAGUGGAAGAAAACAGUUUGGACAGUUUUGUGUUUGAUACACUAAUUCCUAAGCCAAUUACCCAACGGUACUUUAAUUUACUGAUGGAGCAUCACAGAAUCAUCCUGUCAGGACCCAGUGGCACUGGAAAGACCUAUUUAGCCAACAGACUGGCUGAAUACAUAAUAACUAAAUUGGACAGGAAAAAAACUGAGGAUGCAAUUGCUACUUUUAAUGUAGAUCACAAAUCAAGCAAGGAUUUGCGUCAAUACCUAGCUAACCUGGCUGAGCAGUGCAGUGCUGACAACAGUGAUGCUGAUCUCCCUGUAGUAAUAAUUCUUGAUAACCUCCACCAUAUUGGUUCUUUGAGUGAUAUUUUCAAUGGUUUCCUCAAUUGUAAAUAUAAUACAUGUCCCUAUAUUAUUGGAACAAUGAACCAAGGGGUUACUUCAUCACCAAAUCUAGAGCUGCAUCACAAUUUCAGGUGGGUGCUAUGUGCUAAUCACACAGAACCAGUAAAAGGUUUCCUGGGCAGGUAUCUCAGAAGGAAACUGAUUGAGACAGAAAUAGAAAGGAACAUGCGCAAUAAUGACCUCAUCAAGAUUAUUGACUGGAUCCCUAAGACAUGGCAUCAUCUCAACAGCUUUUUAGAAACGCACAGCUCCUCAGAUGUGACCAUUGGUCCUCGCCUUUUCCUCCCCUGCCCCAUGGAUGUUGAUGGCUCCAGAGUGUGGUUCACAGACCUUUGGAACUAUUCUUUGGUGCCAUAUCUUCUGGAGGCCGUGAGAGAGGGACUUCAGAUGUAUGGUAAAAGAGCACCAUGGGAGGAUCCCUCAAAGUGGGUAGCAGAUACUUACCCGUGGAGCUCUGCACCUGUGCAGCAUGAAUGGCCAUCAUUACUUCAGUUACGACCAGAGGACGUUGGGUUUGAGGGUUACGCAUCUGCACAAGAAGGAACAACAUCCAAGCACAUUCCACAAAGUGACACCGAAGGAGAUCCCUUGAUGAAUAUGCUAAUGAGGCUCCAAGAAGCAGCCAAUUACUCGAGUGCACAAAGCUGUGACAGUGAUAGCACCAGCCACCAUGAUGAUAUUUUGGAUUCUUCUCUUGAAUCAACUCUCUAGAGGGGACAAACCUGGAUAGAGGAUUAUAGUAAAAUCUAUUGCCACUAACUACUGCCAGGAUUAAAGCAGCACACUGAGGUCGCUGAACAAGAGCAGUGUGUUGUAGGUGGGCAGGAGGCUUAACUCUGCAAAGUCAGGAAUUAAAAUCGAAGUGUAAAGCUUGAAUUUGUUUAAUUUCAAGGCAUUUCAAUAUCAGUGGAGCCAAGUAAGACUCCAUUAAUCAACUGGAAAGGGCCCUAAAUGGAGGGCAACUAAGCAGAUUGCACAUGUGUUAGCCAAACUGGAACCUUUUUUUGUUUUUCCUCUCUCUCUCUCUCUCUCUCUUUCUCGCUCUCUCUCUCUCUCGCUCUCUAAAAGCUUACAGCACAAACGUUUUGUUUUUUCCUUUACUUUUCUCUGAGGUGCUGCAUUAGCAAUGCAGUCUUCUGAUCCUCUUCUAACCUCUGUUGUGCCACAUGGUGCUGGUCACAGGACUACAGUAGUGUUUGUCGUACACUACUACCCAUUCCAAAAUGAAUCAAAGAUGAUGAUAGUAACUCAAUAAGCACAAACAGUAUUGUGCUAUCACCAGAAAACACUACUGUGAUAUGCUGGAUAAGUGCCAAUUUAAUUCUUAAUUGCCAUGGUCACAGUGACACUCUCCAUGAAGUUUUUAGUGUACAAGUCACCGAUUUUAUAAAAUUGUUUUUACCACAAAGGUCUUUUUUAACCACCUACCCACUCCUUUACAGUUUUAUACCAAUUAUUAACCAACACUGACUAAAGGCUUUUUAGGGCUUCAUUUGUUUGAGCCUUUUCAGUGGAAGAAGGAACAUUUCCUAUGGUGCUGUUUCACUGCCUUAAAACAGAUUUCUAGAACAGUUUUACGGUUCGUUUAAUUCCUAAACCAUUGGUAAUUUACACUGUUUUGUUUUCAUUUACUACCGAAAUAAUAUCAGUUAACACAGUAGCCUCAUAUCUGUAUAUCAUGAUUUUUUAAGAAAUGGAUAGGAGAAAGAACAGUUGCUAUAUAGUAUUUUUAUCUUGUGAAUAGAUUGCUCUGCCUUCCCUCAUAAAUAUACAAGAAACCCAGAACCCACUUCCACUAUCACCUAAAAGCUGAGAAAGCUGACCCAGAUCCAUUCAGUCCUGUGGAAUGGAGUUUUUGAAGGAUGUUUCGAAUUCUUAUCCAGCAGAGCUGGAUGCACUUGAUGCAGCAUGAGCACAAAUAUUUGUUUAUUUUUUUUUCUUUUUCUAGUUUUAAGCAUGUUGUUUUGAUUGAUAUUGUUGUACAUGAAAAAAAUAGCAUUAAAGAACACUGAAGCAGUGAUGUCCACUGUGGAAUAGGAAGAGUUUAUACUGUAAAAGUGGGUUGGUUUUGCACAGUCUACUGGGUGGGUAUUGUAAAUAUAAAAAGCCUUGCACAAAUCAAAACAAACAAACAAGAAAUUGUAUUUUAUCCUGUUGGUGUUGAGAUGUUACACUUACUGAGAUUUCCUCAAUGUUGCAAACAAAUACAGAAUGCAAACCUUAAAAGCUGUUUUUAACCUUGUGUGUUUGUCCUGUAUUUACAGUUGUUAUGACUAUGCAGGAGCUAGCAAUUCUAGAGUGAGCAUGUUUCAAUUUGAAUAUUGAGCCGAUACAUUUUUGGGGGCAAAAAAUGAAAUUUUAAGUGCAUCUGUCAUGGCAGGCUACAAACAGAUUGCAUUAAAAAAGUGAUUAGAAUAAUUGGAAAUGCUAUUGCCACAAGAGACAACUAGAUAAAAUAAUUUUAAAAAAAUAAUCCAAGGGCUAUGGCAUUGUGUAUAUGUACUGUACACAUAAAUGGAUGUUACCUUCAGGAUGUGUACUUGGUGCUACUAACUCUUUGUGGCCACCCUGUGGUCAUUUGCUGUAAAACAAAGACAAAGAAAUCAAUGCAGUUUUCAAUGGCACUGAGCUGCAUCAGUGAAUCUAGCGGUCCCUACACGGUGCUAUUGCCCUAAUACAAACUCUAAUUGAUUUCAUGCAUGUAGAAUAUAGUCAGACUGAUGUGGAGCCCCAAAAUUUAGAUCGGUUUCUAUUGUAAAACAUCAGCACAUGUAUUUGACAGCUGACUAAAAACCCAGCUGCUCUUUGUUAUAUAUGUGUUCUGAACAAAUUUGCAAAUCUUUUCCUGCCGUUUUAGACACAAACACACACAAUAUUACCAUAUACAAAACUUCCUGCAAUACAUCUCAGUGAGUCCACCUAGUUUACAACUUAAAAAUUGUUUGUGAAACAUUUGUCUGUAUACAUUUUAUAUUUUGUACAUUUUGAUGUAACAUAUCAUGUAAAUAGACAGAAACAGUGAAAUAAAUCAUCUGAAAAGUUUUGUAGUCUUUGUAAAGCCCUAAUAAUAAGUAUUUGGUGUCAUCGGACUUAACUGGAUGAUGUAUUUUUAUUGGUUUAUUGUUCCUCUAGCUUGUAAACCAGCUUGCAUAUAUUUUUUUGCAGGUGUGCACACUGUAUCUGUCUAAAUUAUUACUUUGACAUUAA